UAACCAAUUAAAAUCCCUCAACGUUCCUCAAUUGGCCAAUAGAAAGUCAGAAUUGGGGGAAAGAGGCGGGGCUUGUUCUGAGACUCUCCGCUUCGUAGCUACCAGGUGGAGAAGAGUAAACCUUCGUGGGGAAGAUGGCGAGAGGAGCACGAAGUUUGCGAAAAAUCGCCGCUUAUGUGAAGACGUUACCGUCCGUGACCACCCGUGACGUUCGCUCCAGCAGCAAUGUCAGCAGGUACCUCCCAUCAUAUGGCAUCCUGAUGACGCGCCUGCCUCCCUUGCUGGGCACCGCCAUGCCUGGCCGCAGCGUGGUCCUUCCCGCCCGCGCCUUCUUCAACAUUGCCACCACUUUCUCCAAGAGAAGGGAAUACGCUGAAAGACGCAUCAUUGGGUUUUCCAUGCAAGAGAUGUACGAGGUGGUGGCCGAUGUGGAGAAUUACCGCCUCUUUGUUCCUUGGUGCAAGAAGUCCGACGUCAUCUUUAAGCGGACCGGGUACUGCAAGGCCAAACUCACUGUGGGCUUCCCGCCAGUGACUGAAAACUACACCUCUCUCGUCACUACAGUGCGCCCCCACCUGGUCAAGGCAUCCUGCUCGGACGGCAAACUGUUUAACCACCUAGAGACGAUUUGGCGCUUCAGCCCUGGCCUACCUGGCUACCCUCGCACCUGCACUGUGGACUUUGACAUCUCCUUCGAGUUCCGCUCACUCAUCCAUUCGCAACUGGCGCACGUGUUCUUCGACGAGGUGGUGAAGCAGAUGGUGUCGGCAUUCGAGCGCCGCGCCACCUCCGUCCACGGCCCCGAGACGCCCAUCCCGCGUGAGCUCAUGUUCCACGAGGUUCACCACACGUAGCGACGCUACAGCGGAGGAGUGGAAAACAACAAAGAAAACGAAAGCAACGACUCAUGUUUUACCUGAAAACGCCAGUGCCUUUGUCUUUUUUUUUUGUUUUGUUUUGUAGUUCUUUGAAUGUGUCUAUUGGUUUUAGAGCAGAUUUAUUACCAACGCAAGCAAGCUUAGCACCACUUUGUGUGUCAGCUUGUUUGUUCCAUCAAGAUCCUUGUUUGACCUGCUUUUUUUUCCCCCCCCUUCAUCAGCAUUCUUGUUGCAAGCUCCUCCCACUGGAGAUCACAAGUUGGUGUCAGGUCAGCAAAAUAUUUUAUUGGAAACAGGUAACCAGCGGGAAACAUACCAUCCCACAUUUCAUUGGUUUGGUUUGAUUUGCUUAGAUUGACAAAAACAUGUGACAAAGGCGGGGAACCGUUUUCCUAUUGGGGCCAGUUUAGGUGAAAAAUAAGAUUUGGGCGGCAGGGGGGAUAAGAUAUUGGGGGGUGGGGGUAAUGAUAUGCUCACAGAAUGUGUGGGUUUCAUGUUUUGAGGCUUUUUGUGACUGUUCCUCAGAAGGUGUGUUUAGGGAGAAAAGACUGAAGUUUUUUCUUUUGUUGUGUAAACGUUUUUAGGUCAAAUGAAUAAA
This is a messenger RNA of Hippocampus comes (tiger tail seahorse), 1476 nucleotides long. RefSeq names its product coenzyme Q10B (gene coq10b). The coding region runs from base 135 to 854 and encodes 239 amino acids. Gene Ontology annotation, molecular function: ubiquinone binding. The transcript is spliced from 5 exons. NCBI's taxonomy places the organism in Eukaryota, Metazoa, Chordata, Actinopteri, Syngnathiformes, Syngnathidae. Gene Ontology annotation, biological process: cellular respiration. The record is from RefSeq and is a predicted model, not a curated record. Gene Ontology annotation, cellular component: mitochondrion.